Naegleria fowleri is the source of this 516-nucleotide messenger RNA. RefSeq lists its product as uncharacterized. The coding region runs from base 1 to 516 and encodes 171 amino acids. The transcript has a single exon. NCBI's taxonomy places the organism in Eukaryota, Heterolobosea, Eutetramitea, Acrasida, Naegleriidae. The record is from RefSeq and is a predicted model, not a curated record.
AUGAACCAAACACUAUCAUCAUCAACGGAAAAUCCUUCCACUCUGGUUUCUUUAGAAACAAGCUCACCAUCCAAUCCUCAAACUCCAUCCAUUCAAGAACAACUCGCCUCCUACAGAGAAAAGCACAGAAUAUUCAAAGAGAAGAAACGAAAUCAAGAUAUGGCUUCUCUAACGGCCUUUUUAAUUGCAUCAAAAUAUGAUCCAUGGACUACUCUUCCUAGUUGUGGCUUGGAACGAAUUACUUUUAAACCAUUAGGAUAUUCAAAUACAUUGCCUUCCAAUUCCACAAAAAGUGCUGUUAGUUUUCGUGGAAAGGCUUGUGGGUUCAUGGUGCCUUCCUCAGUUAAAUCGGAAAGAAAACAAGUGCAAGUUGGAGAUUGGUUUAAACCUUCUAUCAAGGAAGAGAAUAAUAGUUCUGAAAUGAAAUCUGAUGAUGAACCAGAAAAUAACACCCCUCAAGAAGAGGUCAUUAUCUCCUCCUCAUCAUCUUCCUCUGCUUUGAAAAUUAAUUUAUAA